Molecule: messenger RNA, 1525 nt
Organism: Gigantopelta aegis
Lineage: Eukaryota; Metazoa; Mollusca; Gastropoda; Neomphalida; Peltospiridae
Product: ARL14 effector protein-like
Exons: 4
Coding region: 245-790 (181 amino acids)
Cellular component (GO): intracellular membrane-bounded organelle
Source: RefSeq, a predicted model, not a curated record
GUUAAGAUGGUUAUGCCUUAUGGGUAUAACAAAUAAUUUUUAGCAUAUAAAAACGCACCCAUGAGUCUGUACUAUACUAUACAAGAUACGACACUGUAGUGAUAUUAAUAAUUCGUUUGUACAGUUAAAUGGUAUUUUUGUUACCAAAAGAUACAAACAUCGUCCAGGCUCAUGAAUCGUUGAAUGUCGAUUUGUAAAGAGGGGAGAUAAUCAAUAUAAAAGUUGUGCACAAAGAGACCGUGCAAUGGAACAAUCAGACGACAACAACAAAAUUACACAGGACAAUGUCGCCGACAUCAAGCAAGAAGGCCCAAAAAUUGACAGAAUUACGCGUUUAUCGCAACAAAAGAAAGAUAUUGAAUGUCACUCUUCUACAAACAAUGAUACGAAUGGUAGUGAUGAAAAUGACGACCAGACUGUAGCCAAGCAAUUGAAAAAGUUAUCAUUCGAUAACACAGGCAAGUUUAUGGACAAUUUUGAUCCAGAGAGAAGUGCAAGAGAAAUGCGCAAGAUGAACAGAAAAAUAUACAGAGACAAGAUUCGGAUCUGUAUGACUUCAAUGUUGGUGAGGGCCAACCAGCUGUAUGACAGUAGUGGGAAACUACUUGAAAACAGCCACGAUCUGUGCGACUGUUUGGAUGUCAAGUGUCCUGGCUGCCAUUUCCCCUGUCCUAAGUGCAGCUCGGAGAAAUGUGGAGCGGAGUGCCGGGGAUACCGGCGCUGGACGUAUGACUACGUGGAAGUGGAAGGAACGAACUGUGUCAUCCAGUGGCCGUUCAAGACAGAAUGACAAUCAUUUGUGUUGAUGAUUGCCUCUGGCCAGGGUUCAUACAGGUUAUGGAAAUCGCAGAAAGUCACAGAACUUGCAAAUGUUCUUUUACAGGAAUGAAAAGUCAUGGAAUUUUGAGUUGAGUCAUGAAAAUUUAAAACGGUUGAGGAUUCCUCCACGGUUUAAAACAAAACAAGAAGAUAUCAGGAAUUGACAUAACUGAAGGUUAUAAUUGUCAGUUAUGCUGGUUAUUAUUAUUAUUGUGCCCUGGGGAUCAUAGAAAAAUCCUUAUAAAAUAAGAUUAUGAAAAAUGCCUAUAAAAGUCAUGGAAAGUGAUGGAAUUUGGAUGACAAAGUGUAUGAACAUUGCUAGUGCACUUUUUACAUUGAGUAUGCUAGGGUUACAGAGUCCAAGACUUCUGUGAUAGACUCCAGUUGUAAAUCACCUUCUUAUGCUGGAGCUCAUAACGUGAAAUGUGUUGAAUCGAGGAUUAAACCAACUUCAAACAAACUCAUAUAUGUUGUUGACAUAACCACUGAACUGAAUCUGGGUUUUUUUUUCAUCAUCAUUUUCUAUUCUCAUAUUUUGAUUUCCCAUUUCCAAAGGUGCUAUCUCACCAUAUAUUCUCAUGACAUAAUUUUUUUAAUGUAAAAUAUAUAUAUACAGAACUUCACAUACAUCGUUUUUGCUUCCUAUUUAUUGCACAAGUUUAUUGUGCACAAGAAUAUAUACCACGAGACCGCAUAGCGGUCAAGU